Molecule: messenger RNA, 399 nt
Organism: Striga hermonthica
Lineage: Eukaryota; Viridiplantae; Streptophyta; Magnoliopsida; Lamiales; Orobanchaceae
Source: the annotation of a GenBank genome assembly
AUGUCAAUUAUCUUGGGAUCGCGAUCGCUAUGCUUGAAAUCUCGAUUUGCGUACGGACUGAAUAAUUCUUCAUUUGCUGAUUGUGCAAAGCACGAUCCAGAUGUGAAUGACGAUACCCAGAAGAACUUUGCAGACCUAUUGUCUGAUGAACUUAAGUUACGAGAAGCUGAGGCUUUGGAUCAUCAGCAGCGUGCUGACAAGGCACUGCUCGAGGCUAAAAAGAUGACUUCCCAAUAUCAGAAAGAAGCCGACAAGUGUAAUUCCGGAAUGGAAACGUGUGAGGAGGCGAGAGAAAAAUCGGAAGCUGCUUUAUCAGCACAAAAGAAGCUAACAGCUUUGUGGGAGUCAAGGGCACGCCAACGAGGCUGGAAAGAAGAAAAUGCCAGGGCUUCAUCGUAG